Aspergillus fumigatus Af293 is the source of this 1005-nucleotide messenger RNA. It is a transcript of the gene csn5, whose product is annotated as COP9 signalosome subunit CsnE. Gene Ontology annotation, cellular component: cytoplasm; COP9 signalosome. The record is from RefSeq and is a predicted model, not a curated record. Gene Ontology annotation, biological process: protein deneddylation. Gene Ontology annotation, molecular function: deNEDDylase activity; protein binding; metallopeptidase activity. Lineage: Eukaryota; Fungi; Ascomycota; Eurotiomycetes; Eurotiales; Aspergillaceae.
AUGCAGGCUGCACAGCAGUCCUGGGAGCUCGAAAACACCAUCAGCCUCAUCGAUCCUCAACGGGAUGCGCUCUAUCGAUACGAUGAAGAAACACACAAGGCCCUGAGCGCUGCCCGGCCAUGGGCCAAAGACCCCCACUACUUCAAGUCGAUACGCAUCUCCGCCGUAGCAUUAAUCAAAAUGACCAUGCAUGCUCGCUCAGGCGGCUCCCUCGAGGUUAUGGGUCUGAUGCAAGGGUACAUCCUUCCUGAGACGUUUGUCGUAACAGAUGCCUUCCGCCUCCCCGUCGAAGGCACCGAGACCCGCGUCAACGCCCAGGAAGAAGCGAACGAGUACAUGGUGUCGUAUCUCCAAUCCUGCCGCGAUGCGGGCCGCAUGGAGAACGCAGUGGGGUGGUAUCACAGUCAUCCCGGGUAUGGAUGCUGGCUGUCCGGGAUCGAUGUUACGACGCAAGAUAUGCAGCAGCUCGGCGGGCCGUUCGUUGCUGUCGUCAUUGACCCGGAACGCACCAUCUCCGCCGGCAAGGUUGACAUUGGGGCCUUCCGCACUUUCCCCAAGGAUUAUACCCCUCCAAAAGAAGGAAAUGAGGAUGAAGAUUACCAGACUAUUCCCCUCAGCAAGGCGGAGGAUUUCGGCGCAUACGCGCACCAGUAUUACUCGCUUGAGGUGUCAUUCUUCAAGAGCAGUCUCGACACGGAACUUCUGUCGCAGCUCUGGAACAAAUACUGGGUGGCUACGCUGAGUCAAAGUCCCCUGUUCACAACUCGGGAUUACGGCAGUAGGCAGAUGAUGGAUCUCAGUCAGAAAGUCCGGCGGGCUGCGCGGGGAAUUGAAUCCAGCGGGUCACGAGGUGGUGCCACUACACCUAAAGAUCAGCAGCUGGAGAAGAUAGUACGGGACGGACAGCGGAUUGUCUCUGAGGAGGUAAAAGGUCUCUUGGCAGCUGAGGUUAAGAUGAAGCUCUUCCAGGGAAUCGGGGAGGGGACGCAAACGGGUGCCUCAUGA